AUGGGGUGGAAUCAACCACUGGGCACGCAAACCGACAAAGUGCGCCCCUCGCCGAGGAAUGGAAACAUCCGAACGGUUACAUGUGCGUCGUUCUGGGCCGUACAUAUACGUACCUGCCGCGCCUACGUGUACGGUACCUACACUGAAUACCGCGUAGGGCACUACAUGGAAUGGAAUGAUCACGGAGAUUCACUCCGAGUGCAACUCAACGCUCUGGAGGUGAUGAAUGGACGUUUUCUGAGACACACAGCAUCGUGUCAGCCAAACAGACGUACCAAAUCUGCCAGUCAACCAUGCUUGCCGCGAGUGUCCAGCAGAGCCAAGAAAAUGAUAAAAGAAGAAAAGAAAAACGCCAUCUCUGCGAAAGAUUACCGUGACGGCUUUCGACCAAGCGAAAGGGUGCCCGCCACUGGUGGUGGCGGCGCACUACGCAAAGGUAGUGUGACGGCGAUGGGAGCUUUUCCGAUUCGUAACAAGCCUCUUCAGAUAUCGAAAGGUCUUUUGGUCCAGAGCAAAUAUCAGAUCCCCAUAUCAGCGUACCGGAGCGCCAUGCACACUCCCGUUUGCACACCUCUAUUGCUCGCCAAGCUCGGCAAGAUGCACACCGGUGUCGUCAAGGAGCAUAGGACCGUCAUCAUGGCACAAGACUUAUGCUUUCAAGAAACGACACCAUCACAUGAACCGGACUAUUUCCUGUCUGAGGGCGUCUGGAGACUCCGAACAUCUAGUAACGUGAAAAAAUGUUCCCAAUGGGGAUGGGCGAUGUCCAACGUUCUAUUUAGGGGUUCCUGGCUGACGGUCAGCCUGAAAUCAAUAACUAGGUCACUUAAACGGACACCGCCGCUCGCGCCCUCUUCUCCCGUAUUCGCUUUUCGAACAUCCAAGUGA
Messenger RNA from Neurospora hispaniola, 888 nucleotides. RefSeq lists its product as uncharacterized. The record is from RefSeq and is a predicted model, not a curated record. NCBI's taxonomy places the organism in Eukaryota, Fungi, Ascomycota, Sordariomycetes, Sordariales, Sordariaceae. Bases 1 to 888 code for a protein of 295 amino acids. The transcript has 5 exons.